AUGGGAAAAUCGUCUAGGAUUGAUUCAUAUUUUACGCGAACAAGUACGACUAAUUUAGAAAGUGAUGACAUACUACUUUCUAAUGUUAGUGAUUUUGAAGAGCCAGCUAAUAAAAUUGCAAGAAAAAGUUCAAGUGAAACUGAUGUUUCCUCUUUAGAGAGGGAUCCGGGAUUAAGAUGUCCUAUAUUGGAGUAUCCGGUCGCUAAACGUGAUGAAAUUCGAAGAGCUUAUAUAAUACUUGGACCAUAUCAACCUAUUCUCCCUAAGUAUCCAUUAUCAGGUCCAACAAAUCGUCUUCGACAUUUUAUUGCUUCUUGGUAUUCUAAAUUUCCGAGUUGGUUAGAGUACUCACCUAGUAAGGAUGAUGCAUUUUGCCUUCCCUGUUAUAUCUUCAACAAGCCUAAUGAACAUUUUGGGGGGAAUGCUUUCACUAUUAAGGGAUUUCAAAAUUGGAAGAAAGUAAAUGAUGGAAAAAAUGUGCUUUUUUAUGUCAUAUUGUCUCAACAUAUUGAUAAUGUACUCUCAAAGCAAUCUUCUGUAGAUGUUGCGAAUAAUCGAUUACGGCUCAAGACUACAAUAGAUGCAGUCCGGUGGCUCACUUUUCAAACUUGUUCUUUAAGAGGUAAUGAUGAAAGUGAAGAGUCAAUAAAUUCAGGUAAUUGUCGUGAAAUGGUAAAGUUGUUGGCAUCUUACAAUGAGAGUGUAAAUAAAGUGGUUUUAGAGAAUGCUCUAAAAAAUGCAAAAUAUAUAUCUCCUGAUGUUCAAAAGGAGAUCCUAAGUAUUUUUGCAAAGAAAGUACGUCGGACAAUACGUGAGGAAAUUGGCGAAGCUAAAUUUUGUAUCAUUGUGGACGAGUCUCGAGAUUUGUCAAAGAGAGAACAAAUGGCUAUUGUGUUGAGAUUUGUAGACAAAAGGGGUUGUGUGCAAGAGCGUUUCUUUGAUCUUGUUCAUGUUUUUGAUACUUCAGCUGUGACUUUGAAAAAUAACAUAUCAGCUAUUCUUUCUUAUCACAACUUAAGCACUCAUAAUAUUCGAGGUCAGGGUUACGAUGGUGCAAGUAAUAUGCGUGGAGAGUGGAAUGGUGCUUCUUGCAAAAGACAAGAUGAACUAAGGGCUGCUCAAGCUACUAACAUUGCCAAGUUGAUUGAAACUGGAGAAAUUGAGACUGGAACUGGAAAAAAUCAAAUUGGAAAUCUUCAAAGAGCUGGGGAUACUAGGUGGAGCUCUCACAUAAGCUCAAUUUGUAGUUUAUUUGACAUGUUUGAUGCAACUUGCACUGUUCUUGAAAAUGUCAUCAAGGAUGAAAACUAUUCUCAACGUGGAGAUGCAGAUAGUGCUAUGAAUUAUAUGACAUCUUUUGAUUUUGUCUUCAUUUUACAUCUUAUGCGAGAUAUAUUAUUACUCUCCAAUGAUCUUUGCCAAGCUUUACAAAGAAAAGCUCAAGAUAUUUUAAACGCUUUUGAUUUAGUUUCUACCACAAAAAGAUUGAUUCAAAAUAUGAGAGAAUAUGGAUGGGGGAAGUUUAUUAAAGAAGUUAACUUAUUUUGUGAGAAGGAUGAAGUAUUAAUCCCCGAUAUGAAUGCUCCUUUUUCCAUUCGUCAAAGUAGGUGUCGUUCUAAGGAAACUGAUAUUUCUAUUGGUCAUCAUUAUCAGUAUGACUUAUUCACAGUUACAAUUGAUACGCAAUUGCAAGAGUUGAAUAAUACGAAGGAUAAUUACAAUUUGUUCAAUGCUGAUAACAUAUACAAUCUUGUAGAAAAAUAUUAUCCUGAAGAUUUUACAGAUCAAGAGAAGCUACAUUUUAAGAUUCAACUAUAUCAUUAUGAGUUUGAUGUUCCUCAACAUGAAGAGUUGAAGAAUUUAUCUACUCUUUCUGAAUUAUGCCAAGGAUUGAUGAACACUAAAAAAGCUACAAUUUAUCCUUUAGUUGAUAGGUUAAUUCGACUCAUUUUGACUCUUCCUGUGACUACUGCAACAACAGAGCGCUCAUUUUCAGCUAUGAGUAUUGUGAAGACGAAGUUACGGAAUAAAAUGGAAGAUGAUUAUCUUGCAGAUUACUUGGUCGCUUAUAUUGAGAAGAAAAUUUCGAAGACAUUCACUACUGAUUCAAUUAUUGAUGAAUUUUAUGAUAUGAAAAAAAGACGUGUGCAAUUCCGCGAUUGA
Molecule: messenger RNA, 2163 nt
Organism: Mercurialis annua (annual mercury)
Lineage: Eukaryota; Viridiplantae; Streptophyta; Magnoliopsida; Malpighiales; Euphorbiaceae
Exons: 4
Coding region: 1-2163 (720 amino acids)
Molecular function (GO): protein dimerization activity
Source: RefSeq, a predicted model, not a curated record